AUGGUGGAUAAUAUCUUGUACAGCAUAAUUGCAGCAGCCCUGGUUGGUGUUGUUGCCAUCGUCCCCACAGUCUCGUGCGCGAAACCGCCGUGUUCCACAAGCUCCACGCCCGUCUGCCUCAACCUUCAGAAUUGCACAAAUGUUGAUGCUUGGGGCUUACAAGUCGAAGUUGGCACGAGAGGUCAGGCGCGUCAGAAGAUAUGUCUUGUUCCGUCCACCGUUAUAAAUGCCACCUACACUUUGGGUUCGGAGAUAUGCAACAACGACAACAGUCUGAACAAAACAUGUCAGGCAAGUCACGGUGGUACUUUCGACAGAACUUUGUUGGCCGGUUUUACCAGCCGUAGCACAUCGGUGAACGGUGGGGUCGAGGGCUUUUGGGACGACCUAAACGGACCCGUGGAGACCUUUGGAGACGUGGAGUUUGCGGUCGCCGGUUUCACGCAAUUGAAAAACUAUGAAAUUGGUGUUGUGACAAAUGGUACAAAGUUUAAUCUUGGACAAUUAGGACUCGGUCCAAAGUCGUCAUUCUUGCAAGCCUUGAAGGAUCAAGGGUUCAUCGAUAGGUUGAUGUUCGGCUUCGAUGCAGGAAGCCAGAGUCCGUAUAAUCCUCGCCCCGGUCACAUCGUUUUGGGCGGGUACGACCAAUCUCGAGUCGCAGGCAACUUUGCGGAGUUCGAUAUCAACUAUGAAGACACAGAAUUCAGGCCGUGUCCGUUCAGGGUCGAGAUUCAAAAAAUCGACGUUCUGUUCGAGAAAACAAUGAAAACGACAGCAUUCAUAGAUCUGGAAUCUCGGAAUCCAUACGCAUGCAUUGAACCUUACGACAAUUUGUUCCGGUUCCCUUCCGGAAGGCUAGCAUCACUCGAAAGUAUAGGCCUCGGACAAGGAAGGGUGGACAGUGACUGGUUGCCAAAUCUGCAAGUUAACGAACCGGGCUGGAGAUACAAAGCUGGGAAUCCAGGAGCAUUCUCUCUGGAUAUCGUCUUAAAUGGACUCGACGAGGAUUUCAAAAUAGUGAUUCCGAAUGAAGAGCUUGCGCAUCCGCUCAGAGGGAUCGAUAACAAUGGGACAUGGGCUGUUGAUAGGAAUUACACGGAACUGAAUAUAUUCCAGGAAUCUGCCGUCCGUAAUACAAUUGUGCUCGGAAAGGCGUUUCUGUCGCAGGUUUAUCUAGCUGUCGACUACGAAGCAGGGAAGUUUUACCUGGCAGCUUCAUCGCCCUCGACGGCCGGUUGCAAUCCCGCACCGUUUGGUUGUUCGAACGAACACGACAAGAAAGCCAAUUCAAUCACUGUCGCUGGAUACGUCGGUCUUGCGUUCGGAAUAGCCUCGUUUUUGAUAUUGGGGGUCUUAUUGGGCUUGGGUAUCUGGUUCUGGAAAUCGGGUAGGCUGGAUCGGUAUAGACGGAGGGGGGUAAACAUCACCGAGAGGGUGCCAGACUUCGGAACUUAUACCCAGCAAAACACGAAGGAUAUGAGGGUUCUGGCGCGGCAGGCGUCGCUACGACCCUGUAGUAACGAGAGCCCCGACCGGCAAACGUUCGGGUCCGCGAUAGGACUACGGAGGACGAUGUCCUGA
Orbilia oligospora ATCC 24927 is the source of this 1581-nucleotide messenger RNA. RefSeq lists its product as uncharacterized. The coding region runs from base 1 to 1581 and encodes 526 amino acids. The record is from RefSeq and is a predicted model, not a curated record. The transcript has a single exon. Lineage: Eukaryota; Fungi; Ascomycota; Orbiliomycetes; Orbiliales; Orbiliaceae.